AUGCGUCUGGCCGAGCUGCUGGGCGGCGCCCGCUUCCCCGUGGCCUGCGGCCUGGCCCCGAGCAUCGGGCACCUCGACGCGGAGGUGGACAACCACACGCUCGCGGAGCCCGAGCCCGAUGAGCUGAACGUCGGGCUGGCGAAGCCCGAGUCCGCGAGGCAGAGCCUGGGCUCCUCCCCAGAGGUGCGAGCGGUGAUUUCGGAGCUGUGGGACGUUUUUGUGAAGUCGGAGGACUGCUCCGUGAGCCCGGAGCAGUACAAGGGCUUCGUGAGGCGGAUCGUGCGCGUGCUCUUGCCAGGCCUCAAGGCCGACCAGGAGGAGACGGUGGCGGCGAACACGUGGCAGGAGGAUGCCAGAGGCUUGGACCGACUGACGUUUGCCCCGUUCUUCGAGGCCGUCAUCAGAUUCUCCAGUAAUUGGACGGAUUCUGACGAUCCCACGGCCAUUGCAGCGUUCAUCAAAGACCUCCUCCUGCGGAUCACCAAGGUCGAGGUGACGGUGACCGCAACUGGACAGGCCGUGCAGAAGGACAACGUGGUCCAGGUGGCAUUCCGUGGUGCCAAGGCCGGCGUCGCCUCCGACAGGCGCCCGUCGGACCCGGCGUUGACUCGCCUCCUCGACGUCCGCCAGAAGGGCACGCUCCCGAAGUUCCAGCUGAGCUUGGCCCUGGGCAGUGGUGCCUCCGGCCCCCAGCCCGACCUCUGCUGCUGGUGGGAGGAGAGGCGGCGCUCGACCCGGCGCUCGACGCCGGCUCCGCCGACGGAGCGCGGCGCGCCUGGGCCCCGCUCGACGAGGUGA
Molecule: messenger RNA, 798 nt
Organism: Prorocentrum cordatum
Lineage: Eukaryota; Dinophyceae; Prorocentrales; Prorocentraceae
Source: the annotation of a GenBank genome assembly